Amphiprion ocellaris (clown anemonefish) is the source of this 1556-nucleotide messenger RNA. RefSeq names its product hydroxysteroid (17-beta) dehydrogenase 3 (gene hsd17b3). The record is from RefSeq and is a predicted model, not a curated record. Gene Ontology annotation, molecular function: testosterone dehydrogenase (NADP+) activity. The coding region runs from base 91 to 1035 and encodes 314 amino acids. Lineage: Eukaryota; Metazoa; Chordata; Actinopteri; Pomacentridae. Gene Ontology annotation, cellular component: endoplasmic reticulum. The transcript has 11 exons.
GUCAGUCUUGGCCACUGGACUCAAAACUUUUUCUUACAGCACACACAGACACACAGAAGCUUAAAUCUUGCUAUACCAGAAAAGCAAAGCAUGGAUUUGAUGGAACUAAUUUUCGUCUGUCUUGGUGCAGCCGUUGUUGUCUACUAUGGAGUUAAACUGCUGUUUUUCGCUAGGAUGCUUUUUCCAAAAUUGUGUUUUCCACUGCCAAAAACCUUCUUCACCUCUAUGGGCGAGUGGGCAGUGGUGACUGGAGCUUCAGAAGGCAUAGGAAGAGCAUACGCAUUUGCACUUGCUGAACGAGGAAUGAACGUUGUUAUCAUGAGUAGAACCAAGGCAACACUGGAUCAGGUGGCCAAGGAAAUAGGUGAAACCACAGGGCAGACGGUGAAAGUGAUAGCAACAGACUUCACGAAUCAAAAUGUCUUCGAUGAAAUAGAGGCUCAGCUGAAAGACCUCAAUGUUGGGAUUUUAGUCAACAACGUAGGCACACUGCCCAGCCACAUCCCCUGCAAAUUCUUGGAGUUUGAGGAGCUUGACAAGGCAAUUAUAAACGUGAUAAACUGCAAUGUGAAAACCAUGGCCAAGAUGUGCAAAAUGAUCCUCCCAGGGAUGGCAAACAGGGGGAAAGGCUUGAUUUUGAAUAUUUCCUCUGGAAUUGCCACUAUUCCAUUCCCUCUAUACACCCUGUACGCUGCAUCAAAGGUGUUUGUGGAAAGAUUUUCUCUAGGUUUACAAGCUGAAUACAAAGACAAAGGGAUUAUUAUGCAGGCAAUAGCUCCAUUUGGGAUCUCCACUCGAAUGGCAGGUUACCAACAAACUAACACAGUGACUCUGUCACCAGAAGACUUCGUAAAAAGCUCCUUGCUGUACCUCCGAGCUGGAGACAAAACAAAUGGCAGCGUCUGUCACACACUUCUGGGCUGGUUACUGCAGGCCAUUCCCCUAAAGGUUCUCUAUUCAGAGUUUAUGCAACACAGCCUGCAAGACUAUGUCAAGAAAAAAACAGCACAGACGGCAUCAAGCUCUGCAUCAUGAGCACCUCUUGAAAACAAUGGAAGUAAAUAGGAAAAAACCCAAAAAGUAAUGUUAAGACAUUUGGUUCAAGUGUUCCUUUACUGAAAAUAAAUGUGUAAUUAUGGAACCGAUGAAUGUGAAAGCUUGUUAAAAAUAUUAUCAUUAUGUACUGUGUAUGUAUGGAUAAAGUAUUAUUUUGUGUGCAGGGCUAGUUUACACCUGUUUGGAGCUUUUGGAACAAUGUGGGUAAACUACCCUCAGGAAAGCACCUUUAUAAAUUCUAUUCUUUGGUUUUAAGUUCUUAUUUUAGAGGGAGUGAUACGUCUGUGACUUUAAAUUGACUGUAGGUGUGGGUGCGAGGGUGCACGGUUGUCUGUCUCUUACUAUCAGCCCUGUGAUGAAUUGGCAGCCUGUCCAAGGUGUAUCCUGCCUCCAGCUCACAGAGACCCUCUACAGGAUAAAGCGGGUAUAGCUAAUGGAUGGAUGGAUAGAUGGAUGAUGCCUCUGGUUUUUGAUCUUAUUAAAAAUAUGUUCAACAUUCA